AUGUUAGCAAUGCAAUAUUUUCUUAAGUUUGCGCUUCAAGGAUUCUUCGAACUUUUUGGAGGAAUGUUGAGGUCUUGGAUCGCCUCCGGUUCUUUAACUGUAGACUUCAAUAGCAUCAGUACAGUUGAAGACGAAAGCAUUGAAUACUUCGUUGUAUACCAUCCAUUCGCGCUGACCCCCAAAAUAUUCAGUCCAGCUUCAAUUCUUCGAUCUUGGGAAGAUGAAAAUUAUGUUGAGGUUAGUAUCGCCUCGAAUUCUCUAACUAUAGACAGUAGCAGGAACUAUUAAUAUUCACUGAAGACGAAAUAGUUGUAUAUUAUCCAUUCACCCUGACCAAAAAACUACUUUGUUUCAAGGCUUGACUAGAAUUCUUUCGAUCUUCUGAGGAACUGUUGUGGAUGGGGACUAAUUUACAAUAGCAGGAAGUAUAAAUGAAAACGAAAGUUAACUACCUGAAUACUUCCUUGGAUAUAUACCUAGCUUUUGUGUAUCAGAGGAUUGUGUGAAAUUUUCCAAAUAAACUGCGCAAUCUAUUAAUGUUUGCAAAGUAUCGGCUUAAGUAAAGUUUUGUAUCAUUAUGUAGGCGUCAGGUACUAUCGGUAUAAGUGCAAAUAGCCAGAAUAGCGACAUUAAUUUUUGAGGAUUGCGUGAUUCAGCUAUCAAUACUCCUCGAAGCCGGCUUUGCAAAACGGAAACUCGGUUAAGUAAAUAGCCAUUUUGACCACGUUUACAUCGGAAAUUGAAAGAAAAUGCCCGAGAAAAUGACUACGUGGUGGAAUACAUAUUAAACUGAACGCGACUUUAAUAAAGAAACUGGCCAAGUGAUCAAGUUAAAAAACUUGAUAACUUCUGCGUACACUGAAUGUUUAUCCAUCUACGUAGAGAUGCGUCUUAGGCCAACUUCAGACGCCGAACUUUUCAUGAGCCGAACCUAUUCAAUAUAUUGAAUUAAGUUUAUGAAAAGUUCGGCGUCUGAAUCAAUUAGGAACGCCUGUUUCAAUUUGGAUUUGGAACUGUUCAGCCGUUCUUUCCGCCUAGCCCGGUCCGGAAUUUCGCCUUUGGAGCGACUUUGGAACGGCUUUGAUUCAGACGCCGAACAUUUGAUGUACCGAACCUAAUGCAUAAAUUAUUAUAGCGUAUUUUGUAAGCAGUUUGACCGAAAUGAGCAUUUUCCGCCUUUUGAACUUAGUUCUGCUCGGCGUCUGAAUCAAUUCAGCCGGUCUAAAUAAUUUGGGUCGGCCUUAAUUCGAAUUAUCUUCGGCUCAUGAAAAGUUCGGCGUCUGAAUCUGGCUUCAGGGACAAGCUGGAGUUGUCGCGUAUUUUGCAGUAAACGAGCCACUGGGGCGAACUGGAGGUUAGUUUUACCCCGUUUGAAACUCGUCUUUUAGCACUCGGCCUUUAGGUGUAUUAGUGUCAGCUUUUAUCCUGAAAAACUGAGUUUGAGUUGACGAAAAACGAACAAGAGGACGUAAUGGGCUCUACAUCACUGUAAACGCCGCGACCGUUCACUAGUACGGUAUCAAAUGACCUUGCAUCAGUGCUUGGGUAAUUACUAAAAUCAUUACACUACUGCUGACGGUUCGACAUCCAAUAAGAUAGCUUUUUUAUGCUUACAUUGUAGGAUCAGCAGCCAUUGACCAAUCAGAAAGCUCUCCUGCCACGACGUCAUCGGAUGACAUCACCGUCAACCAAUAACAAACUUCGUCUUUGCUGA
Molecule: messenger RNA, 1714 nt
Organism: Porites evermanni
Lineage: Eukaryota; Metazoa; Cnidaria; Anthozoa; Scleractinia; Poritidae
Source: the annotation of a GenBank genome assembly